Molecule: messenger RNA, 891 nt
Organism: Pseudocercospora fijiensis CIRAD86
Lineage: Eukaryota; Fungi; Ascomycota; Dothideomycetes; Mycosphaerellales; Mycosphaerellaceae
Exons: 3
Coding region: 1-891 (296 amino acids)
Biological process (GO): carbohydrate metabolic process
Cellular component (GO): vacuole
Molecular function (GO): beta-galactosidase activity
Source: RefSeq, a predicted model, not a curated record
AUGCUGAGGCGACCUAGAGGACCCCAAAUUACUCUCAACCGUACACUCCCUCUUCACUCCCUCUCCCACUCCUCAACCCCCCACAUCUCCCCUUACCCCGUCCCCAUGGAAUCUCUCCACCAAGGCUACGGCUUCAUCCUCUACACCCACACCUCGACCGGCGCCCAUUCAGGCAUCAUCCACCCCGGCGACCGCCCCCGUGACCGCGUCCUCAUUUACAAAAACCGGGCCCGAAUCGGUGUCCUCGACAGCCAAUACCAACACCCCCCCAACAUCAGCAUCGACUUGAAAAUCGGAGAUGAAUUGGCGUUGCUCGUGGAGAAUCUCGGACGAGUGGAUUACUACUCGCGGGGGAAUUCCUACGAAGAUCGUCUGAGACAGCCGGAGAAAGGGAUCGUGGGGAACGUCACGGUGGGGGGUGGUGGUGGGGGGCAAGUUCUGGAGAAUUGGAAGGUGUAUACGAUUCCUUUGAAAGAGCUUCCUUCACCUUCGUAUUCAGAGGACGAGGACGUCGUCACGACUUCCUCCGAACCCCGUUUCUACCACGGCACCUUCAGCACCCCAAAGUCAUAUUCAUCAUCUCCCGCGGCGCUGGAUACGUAUCUCUCCCUCCCUUCGGCAGUCAAAGGACAAGUUUUUGUCAACGGGUUUAAUCUUGGUCGAUAUUGGACUGUCGGACCUCAGCAAUCUUUGUAUUUGCCUGGGACGUUGUUGAAAGAGGAGGAGGAGGGGGUGAAUGAUGUGGUUGUGUUGGAGUUGGAGCCGGAUCGUAUGAAUGGGAUGGAAAUGGUGGGUGAGGGGUUGGGGGAGAGGAAGUGGUUUAAUUCUGUAGGCAUCGAAAUGGUUGGUGCAGAGAAAAAAAAGCCUUUGAUGCGGAUGGGUAUCUUUUGA